Salvia splendens (bonfire salvia) is the source of this 10102-nucleotide messenger RNA. Its product is annotated as spatacsin carboxy-terminus protein. Gene Ontology annotation, cellular component: cytoplasm. Bases 168 to 9734 code for a protein of 3188 amino acids. The record is from RefSeq and is a predicted model, not a curated record. The transcript has 26 exons. NCBI's taxonomy places the organism in Eukaryota, Viridiplantae, Streptophyta, Magnoliopsida, Lamiales, Lamiaceae.
UAAACUACACCAAUAAUAAUAAUUAAUUAAAUCAAGACAUCGUGCCCCCAAAUUUUCUGAAUUUCGAUUUUCCGUUGUUCCAAUCUCAGAAACUGGAAGAGAAAAAUCAAGACUACAUUUGCCUUGAUGAAACCGAUCAUCUAGAACGUCGUCGUAUCAGGGAGUCUAUGGAUCUUGAUUCCCGUCAUAUCGAGGAUGGUCUCCCAGUACUGCAGUUGAGGAAAUGGGGUCCCUCUGAGUUUCCAUAUACCCCUUCUAGUUUUCGUGAGGGUUUUAUAUCUCCAACGAGAAAGUCGUUGUUGUUACUUUCUUAUGAUUCUGAGGCAUUAUGGUUUCCCCUAGUUAAAGGUCGAUGUAUAGGAGAUAAUGAUUCUGAACGUUUUUCUGAUGAAAUAGUUGCUGAUCCACUAGAAUCAAGUAAGCCUGGUAUAUCAGGGCCAAGGGAAAGUAUCUCUGGCUCUCCUGGCACUGCAGAUUUGGAUGGAAAGACUGGCUACACAUCGGGUUCAGGAGUUAGUAUUGAAGAAUCUACUGGUGCUUUUAUAUCUGAUGUAGAUUCAGUGGCAUGGGGUCUCUGCGGGGACACAUUUGAUCAGCAUGAGGGGGCUUCAUUCGAAGAGCUACUUUUUGUCUCUGGAAGACAAGGGGUAGUUGUACAUGCUUUUUCUAAGUUUGGUAAAUUUAGUGGAGUAAUAAAACCUGAGCAAGCAAGGGAUGUUGGGCAAGGGAAGUGGAUGGAGUGGGGCCCCUCGAGAACCUUAUCUCCAGAUAUUGAGGUUCAUGAAGAAGUAGAAUCUCAUGAUAAGACCACCAGGAAAAGGACCUCUAAUGCAGAAGCCCCAGAUAGGGAUGGUCGGUUAGCUAGUCCAAAGAUAUGGAUGCAAACGUUUUUGACUGAAGUUGAAAGCGUAACAUCUGGUGGUUACGUUUAUUCUAGGUACCCAAAGAUGCCAUUACUUCCGAAUGAUGUAGUUGUCUCUUUUAGGAUAUAUGACCAGGAAUCACCAUUCUCCGACCCCGUGUCUCUUGGUGAUACAUCACCAGGUAAUCAAACAAAUCCCAGCAUGCCAAUCAUGGGAUGCACUACCAAUAGAUCAGAUACAGAUCCUAGUUCACCUGCCACAUCACUUGCAGGGGAUAGUGUAUCUAGCUUGAAAAGUGGUGUCACUAAUGGUCCGUAUAAGUGCACCAAAGUUUUCUCUAACAAUUUGCAUCAGUUAGUUGGCUUUGCUCUAUCCAAUACUAGUUCUACAGCUGUUGAUACUGGCAAUUUAAAUGAUGGAAACUACACGAAAAAUCUGGUUUCAGUGGCCAGAACAGUGAACUGGGGAAUACAGUGGCUAUACUCAGCAAAGCUUGAUGAAAAACUUGAUACAGGUCCAUUUGAGUGGAUAGACUUCAGGUUUUCUGAUAGAUUUCUUAUUUGUCUCAGUACAUCUGGCACAAUCUCAUUGUAUGGUGCAAUGACUGGUGAGUAUAUAGCAUCUGUUGAUGUUUUUAGGAAAAAUGGACCUGGCUAUUCUUCAAGCUCUUGGCACUGUAUUGGUAGUCUUACCAUCAGAAGAAAGUUUAAAAGGCUCUUUGUAUUUCCUCAUUCCUUAUUGUUAGGUGUGAUGGAUGAAUCUGGUGUAAUCUAUGUCGUACCUACUGAUAACCAUGUACUUGAAGAACAAUUUUCAUUAGAAGACGUCCUCCCUUAUCAAUACUAUUCAGAUCUUGGACUUUUAAUGGGUUGGGAGGUAGGGGGUGCUGAGAUUGGAUACCAAAGGGUACUUUCUAAUACAUCAAAGGCUCAUGGUAUUAGUAGAUUAGCAGGUUAUGGUAGAUAUUCUCAUUUCAUUGGUAAAGAGAAUCUUAUAAACGAAAAUAGUCAUAUAAAGGAAUCAAAGGGUAACAAUGGCUCGUAUCUUAUGACCUUUUCUAAUGCAACCCAUAUGUUGAACGAGAAUAAGCUACUGCUUUCUGAUUUUCCAUCUUGCCUUAUAAGGAAAGCUUUUAUACCCCCUUUUGGAUGCAGUGAAGAUGAUGCUAUCUGUUGUUCUCAGUUUGGAGUUACUCGCCUUAUUAAGAGAUAUAGUUAUGAGAAGAGACGAUGUCAAGUUGUGCAUACCAAUCUACAAUUAGAUUUUGUUGUGAAUGAUGAUAUAAAUUAUGUCAUGCCUACUGGGGAGACCUCUUCUGAUGAAGCUGUUGGCUGCAAUUUCAAUGGGUGCUUAUAUUUGUUGACCAGAAGAGGUCUCUCGGUUGUUCUUCCCUCGAUUUCAACUACCCCAAAUUUCUUUCCUGUUGAGGCAAUUGGAUAUCAUAUACCAAAUUGUUCUAGUAGCAUAAUGUAUGGGGCAGGUGAUCUUAUGGGAACAGUUAGAACUAAAACACCCUUCUCACCAUGGAAAGUGGAGGUUUUGGAUCGAGUUCUUUUAUAUGAAGGCCUUGAAGUUGCAGAAAAGUUAUGCUUGGAAAAUGGCUGGGUAUUGGGGAUUUCUCGGAUCCGUCACUUGCAGUUGGCUUUGGCUUACCUUGAAUUUGAUGAAAUUGAGAACUCUCUGGAAGUGCUUAUGAGGGUUGAUAUGGCAGUGGAAGGGAUCUUGAGGUUGCUCCUUGCAGCUUUUUAUCUGAUGUUCAAUAAAGUAAGCAACGAUAGUGAGGUUUCUGCUGCAUCAAGGCUUCUAGCAUUGGCCACCAAUUAUGCAAUUAGGGUCAUACGUAAAUAUGGCCUAUUGCAUCAUAAGAAAGUGUCCGAGAAGCCAUUGGAGGUUAGAAGUAAUGAAGGCCCUUAUACUCUAUUGGAGUUGACAGAAAAAAAGCAUGAUGAAGAGGGAACUUCAAGAACCCUUGCUGAAGCAGCACGAUAUUUGGUGGUUAUUCGGAGUUUGCAGCAGCAGUUGAAUGAAAAAUUCAGACGACCAGGACAAGUAUUGACGGUUAAUGCUGGGUUGGUGAACACGGUUGGUACUGGUCGAUUGGAGGAUGAAUACAAGAAUCCAGCUGUUCUGGAAGAUACUUCAUCGCUGAUUAGAUCAGAUCAACGUGGAACUGGAACUGAAUUGAGUAAUGAAGAGAACCUUGCUCUGAUGCCUGUGGAUACAGUUGGUGCUGAUUUCCAAGAUUUUCAGAACUUUAAUAAGGCUAUCCUAGUUUCUGAAGGAAGCACAUAUGGAAAAAGAACUUCUAGAAUAGAGAAUCCAAAAGAUAUGAUAGCACGUUGGGAGCUUGAUAAUAUGGACAUUAAAACGGUUGUGAGUGAUGCAUUGCUUUCUGGCCGUCUUCCUCUAGCCGUGCUUAGCUUGCAUCUACAUCAUGUGAACAAUUUGUUACCGGACACAGAAACUCGUGAUACCUUUAAUGAUGUCCGGAUUGCUGGAAGAGCAAUUGCAUAUGAUUUAUUUGUAAAGGGUGAGAUUGGGCUUGGUACAACAACAUUGCAAAAGCUUGGGGAGGAUGUUGAAACAACCUUGAAACAGUUAGUUUUUGGAACUGUCAGAAGAUCUCUGCGGGUGCUAGUUGCAGAAGAGAUGAAAAGAUAUGCAUACCUUGGGCCACAGGAGUUAAAGAUAUUGGAAAUGUUAUCAUUAGUAGAGAGGGUGUAUCCUUGCAGUAGUUUCUUCAGUACACUAGCUACCAGGAGAAAGGGGCUUAAGAGAACAUCUAAUGAAGAACCACUUGGGGAGAUAAGUUUGCACUUAUUGCACCCACUAUUUGACAAUCCUGUCAUUUCAUGUGGAGAGAUUGAUGGAGUUGUUUUGGGUUCAUGGACGACCAUUGACAAACAUUCUAUCGCUGCUGAAGUAGAUGAUGACACCAGCCAUGCUGCUUAUUGGGCUGCUGCUGCAGCUUGGUCGGAUGCCUGGGAUCAAAGAGUUGUUGACCGUAUACUUCUGGACCAACCUCUUCUUAUGGGUGUUAAUGUCUUGUGGGAAUCUCAAGUUGAGUAUCAUGUAUGCCAUAAUGACUGGUUAGAAGUUUCAAAGCUACUAGAGGUAGUUCCACCAUAUGCACUCUCUCCUGGAAGCCUUAGCAUAAGCUUGGAUGAUAUACGUCCAGCUUCAUCCAUUGAGUAUGGUCAGGAGCCCCCUGAAUUCAACAAAUACUCAAGUUUCCUUGAAGACUUGGACACUGUAUGCAUGAAUGUGCAAAACAUCAGACUUUUCAGGUUUCCUACAAACAGGUCAUCUUCUGUGUGGUUAAGGAGGCUAAUGGAGCAGCAGCUUGCACACAAAUUAAUCUUUUUGGUGGAUUACUGGGACCGAGUAUCAGAUAUUGUACCUUUGCUGGCCCGGUCAGGUUUUAUGAGUGAUUUACAUGACACUUCUUUCCUGGAUGGAGCAAAUGAUGGUUCAUCUGAGUUACUAGUUAUUGGUGAUGCAUCUAUUGAUCCAGAUGCAAUGCAAUCUCUACAUAAAGUUGUUGUACAUUUCUGCUCCCAGUAUAACUUGCUAUACCUUCUGGACAUUUAUCUUGACACUCACAAACUGGCUAUUGACCAUAGUUCCCUUUCCUUUUUAUUGGAUGCAGCAGGUGAUAAUGAGUGGGUUAAGUGCUUGCUCUUAAUGAGGGUUAAAGGAAAAGAAUAUGAUGCAUCAUUUUCGAAUGCUCGUGCGGUUGCUGCUCUAAAUUCUGUUCCAGGUAAUAAACUUACUGUGGAGAUGGAUGACAUCAUCCAAGCUGUUGAUGACAUUGCAGAAGGAGCAGGGGAAAUGGCUGCUUUAGCCACAUUGAUGUUCGCUCCUGCUCCUCUACAAGAAUGCCUUAGUAGUGGCAGUGUAAAAAGACACUGUAGCUCUGCUCAAUGCACCUUGGAGAACCUUAGACCAGUCCUUCAUCGGUUCCCUACAUUAUGGAACACCCUUGUAGCAGCAUGUUUUGGUCAAGAUCCGACUUGCCGCAAUCUCAAGACAAAAAUGUCAGGAUAUUCUGAGUUGUUAGACUACUUGAACUGGAGAGAAGGUGUAUUUUUCUCUUCCCUACGAGAUACUUCAAUUCUUCAGAUGAUUCCAUGCUGGUUCCCUAAGGCUGUACGGAGAUUGAUUCAGCUCUAUGUGCAGGGCCCAGUUGGCUGGCAAUCAUUAGCUGAUUCAGAGACUGAAGAACUUUCUCUUCUAAGAGACAUCUAUUAUGUCGUAAAUUCAAGUGGUCAUGCUCAGAUUAGUGCCACAUCCUGGGAAGCUGUCAUCCAGAGACAUAUAGAAGAGGAACUCUAUUCAUCUUCUUUAGAGGGAGCUGAUGUUGGACUUGAACACCAUUUGCAUCGUGGGCGUGCAUUAGCUGCUUUAAACCAUCUCCUUUCAGCAAGGGUCCAUAAAUUGAAAUCUGAUAAUAAGGAUAGGGACCAACCUGAAUCUCUAUCAACUGGGCAAACGAAUAUACAAUCGGAUGUGCUGAUCCUUCUCUCACCAAUAACUGAGAGUGAAGAGUCUCUUCUUUCAUCUGUCAUACCCCUUGCUAUUCAGCAUUUUGAUGACUCUGCAUUGGUGGCUUCAUGCGCUUUUCUUUUGGAACUAUGUGGUUUAUCUGCUAGUACUCUCCGAAUGGAUAUUGCUGCCCUGAAAAGAAUAUCUUCAUUCUACAAGUCUGCCGAGAACAAUCAGCAUAUGCAACUAUCACCUAGGAGCCCUGCUUUUCUUCAGCCGCCUGUUGAAGUAGACGUAACAGAAUCUAUAGCUAGAGCACUGGCAGAUGAUUAUCUUCAUAAAUAUUCUAGUAGCAUAAUGCAGAAAGGUGACCGAAACAAUAGUGUUUUGAAUCAACCGUCACGAGCUUUAUUGCUUGUUCUUCAGCACUUGGAAAAGGCAAGUCUUCCAUUGCCAUCCAAUAGCAUGACCUGUGGGUCUUGGUUGUCAAGUGGAAAUGGAGAUGGAGCUGAGCUAAGGUCUCAACAGAAAGCCACAAGCCAGCACUGGCAAUUGGUCACAGCCUUUUGUCAGAUGCAUAACAUUCCUUUAAGCACUAAAUAUCUUGCUGUAUUAGCAAGGGACAACGACUGGGUUGGCUUUUUGUCCGAAGUUCAAAUUGGGAAAUAUACUUUUGAAACAGUAAUGCAACUGGCAUCAAAGGAGUUCAGUGACCCCUGUUUAAAAUCUCACAUUACAACAGUCUUGCGAAGCAUGCAGUCCAGGAAAAAAACUGCACCAAUGAAUAUGGAUACUGGAGAAAAGGACAAAAAUUAUCUGUCAAAUGAGAAUCUUUGCAUGCCUGUGGAAUUAUUUGGAAUUAUAGCGGGAUGUGAAAGAAAUGAAAGACCUGGAGAGGCUCUUCUAUUGAAAGCAAAGAACUUAAGCUGGUCGAUUCUGGCUAUGGUUGCUUCUUGCUUUCCUGAUGUCUCCCCAUUGUCCUGCCUGACAGUUUGGCUGGAAAUUACUGCAGCAAGGGAGACUUCCGCCAUUAAAGUUAAUGACAUUGCAUCUCAAAUUUCAAAAAAUGUUGGAGCUGCUGUUGAGGCUACCAACGCCCUUUCUCCUGGUGCUAGAACCAUAACAUUUCGUUAUAAUAGGAAAAACGCGAAGCGUAGGCGCCUUCAGGAACCUGUUCCACUGGAUUCUUUGACAUCAACAGAUUCUAUAAGUUCUAAAAGCUCCACUUUUUCUAAUACUCAUGGUUUUCUUCAUGAAGAGGGAAGUGAUAAAAUAGGUGAUGAAGAUGCCAAGUUUUGGACUGACUCUAAUAGCAUGGCUAACACUCUGUCAAGAAUGGUGGCUGUCCUCUGUGAGCAGCACCUGUUCCUUCCUCUGCUAAAAGCUUUUGAAAUAUUUCUACCGUCAUGCUCACUGUUACCUUUCAUCCGUGCUCUUCAGGCUUUCUCACACAUGCUCCUCUCAGAGGCUUCAGCACAUCUUGGAUUAUUUUCAACCAUAAUUAAGGAAGAGUCCCCUCUUGCACUACCUAAUUGGGAAAGAGAAGGGAAAGUUGGGAACUCGUGGACAACUUCCACUGCUGUCAAAGCUGCUGAUGCCAUCCUUUUAACUUGCCCAUCCCCAUACGAGAAAAGAUGCUUGCUAAGGCUCCUUGCUGCUACUGACUUUGGUGAUGGAGGGUCUAUUGCUGCACGAUAUGGCCAAUUGUCUUGGAAAAUAGAUAUGGCUGAACCCUCUAUGAGGGGUGAUGAAUGCCCCCUCCUUGGAAAUGAAACGUUUGAUGAUGCUUCACUUCUAUCUGCAUUGGAAAAGAAUGGGUAUUGGGAACAAGCACGCUGUUGGGCAAAUAAGUUAGAGGCCAGUGGUGAAUCACGUUGGAAAUCUGCAGCCAAUCAUGUAACUGAAAUGCAGGCUGAAGCCAUGGUUGCCGAGUGGAAGGAAUUUCUUUGGGAUAUCCCAGAAGAGAGGGUUGCUUUGUGGAGCCACUGCCAGACACUUUUCAUCAGAUAUUCCUUCCCAGCAUUGCAGGCUGGACAAUUCUUCUUAAAACAUGCUGAAGCUGUGGAAAAAGAUAUUUCAGCAAAAGAACUUCAUGAGAUUUUGCUACUUGCUCUGCAGUGGUUGAGUGGAAUGACAACUUUGUCAAACCCGGUUUAUCCACCACACCUUCUACGCGAAAUUGAAACUAGAGUGUGGCUCUUAGCUGUGGAAUCAGAAGCUCUGGUAAAGAAUGAAGGUGAUGAUUCAUUAAUUUCACCCGCCCGGGAGCCUGGAGCUGGCAAGAGUUCUGAUUUAAUGGACCGUACAGCAAGCAUUGUUGCAAAAAUGGAUAAUCAUAUGAAUGGACUUAGGCUCAAAUCUUCUGAGAGGAAUGAUAGAGAAAAUGGUCAGCCUCAUGUUAGGAUGACUCAAACUGGCGACGGCGGCUUAAAGACAAAAAGGAGAGCAAAAGGCUUUGCGUCAUCAAGAAAACCUUUGUUUGAUUCAGGAGACAAAAAGCAUGACUCUGAAUCUAUACCUCUCAACCCUAGAGAUGAGACACAUUUAGUUGAUGAAAGUUCAAAAAUUGAUGCCUCGUUAUCGAGGUGGGAGGAAAGAGUUGGACCUGCUGAGCUCAAUAGAGCUGUUCUUUCACUGUUGGACUUUGGACACAUAACAGCUGCUAGACAACUGCAGAAUAAACUUUCUCCAGACAACAUGCCAUCUGAAUUUUUUAUUGUCGAUGCGGCUUUGAAGCUUGCUGCUCAUUCAACUUCAAGCAUGAAAGUGUCAAUGCCAAUGCUGGACGAUGAUGUAUUCGCUGUUAUGAAGUCAUGCAAUCUUCUGACUGAGCAGCAAGUGAUUGAUCCCCUGCAGACCCUGGAGAGUUUCCCAAGUCUACUUAAGGAGGGUAGCGGACGUGGGAUAUGCAGAAGGAUAAUCUCUGUUGUGAAAGCUGCAAAUGUGCUUGGUUUAACAUUUUCAGAGGCAUUCGACAAACAGCCAAUAGAGCUGCUGCAAUUGCUAUCUCUCAAAGCGCAAGAGUCUUUUGAGGAAGCCCAUCUUUUAGUUCAAACACACUCAAUGCCAGCUGCUAGUAUUGCCCAAAUUCUCGCUGAAUCAUUUCUAAAGGGUCUAUUAGCAGCACACCGUGGGGGUUAUAUGGAUUUUCAGAAGGAUGAAGGACCUGCUCCACUGCUAUGGAGAAUUUCUGACUUCCUAAAAUGGGCUGAGCUUUGUCCUUCUGAUUCGGAAAUUGGCCAUGCUUUGAUGAGAUUAGUAAUCACAGGGCAAGAAAUACCCCACGCAUGCGAGGUUGAGCUUCUCAUUCUAUCCCAUCACUUCUAUAAGUUGUCAGCAUGCCUUGAUGGCGUUGAUGUGCUCGUAGCUCUUGCUGCAACCAGAGUAGAAGCUUAUGUCUGGGAGGGCGAUUUCUCGUGUCUUGCGCGCUUGAUAACAGGAGUUGGAAACUUCCAUGCUCUUAAUUUCAUACUUGGGAUACUAAUCGAGAAUGGCCAACUGGAUCUCCUCCUUCAAAAAUUUUCCGCAGCUGCUGAUGUCAACAGUGGAACUGCUGAGGCGGUUAGGGGUUUUCGAAUGGCUGUUCUGACAUCACUCAAGCAAUUUAACCCAAGUGAUCUCGAUGCAUUUGCCAUGGUCUAUAAUCACUUUGACAUGAAGCACGAAACCGCUGCACUUCUGGAGUUACGUGCAAAACAAUUAUCCCAGCAGUGGUUUCUUCGUUACGACAAGGAUCAAAACGAAGAGCUCCUUGAAUCCAUGCAUUAUUUCAUUGAGGCUGCAGAAGUGCACUCAUCUAUCGAUGCUGGCAACAAAACUCGCAAAUCUUGUGCUCAGGCAUCACUUGUGUCGCUGCAGAUACGAAUGCCAGACACAAAAUGGCUCAAUCUUUCCGAAACUAAUGCACGGAGAAUAUUAGUAGAACAGUCUCGGUUUCAAGAGGCCUUAAUAGUUGCUGAAGCUUACGGCCUCAACCAGCCGAGCGAGUGGGCUCUGGUUCUCUGGGAACAGAUGCUCAACCCCGAGCUCACCGAACAGUUUGUAGCUGAGUUUGUCGCUGUAUUACCUCUCCAGCCAUCAAUGCUAGUUGAACUUGCAAGAUUCUAUCGGUCCGAGAUGCAAGCCCGUGGAGACCAGUCCCAGUUCUCGGUGUGGCUCACCGGAGGAGGCCUGCCGGCAGAUUGGGCAAAGUAUCUUGGUAGAUCAUUCAGAUGCUUGCUGAGGAGGACAAGAGACAUCAGGUUAAAACAACAUCUUGCUGCGUCAGCCACUGGAUUUGAUGACAUAAUCGAAACAACCAACAGGGAACUGGACAAGGUCCCGGAAAAUGCAGGACCCCUUAUCCUGAGGAAAGGACAUGGAGGGGCGUACCUCCCUCUGAUGUAGCUUCCCUCCACGCGCAACGAGCAGUCACCCAUCUCCGUGCAUGGUAAGUACAAAUCAAUAACUGAGCCUAUUCAGGCGCUGUUCGAACACAUGAAGUUUAAAGGCUACUCGAGUGGUUCCAUUUCGAUUUCGGGGUUUUUUUUGCUCUGUGGUGUCAUAUAUUUGAAGUAGUUUAGAGCUGUGCAAAACGAUGCAGGUAGAUAGAGCUGAUGAGGAAAUUGUAUUUUUUUUUGACAUGUGGUUCUAUUGUAGGCAGCAAGUUGAUUCUUUUGAGAGUGAAGCAUCCAUGUUUUUUUUUGGCGACAUUGUAAAACGUGUACAAUAUGUAUAUAUCGUUCUAUGCAUAAUAAAAUGUUUUUAUUUUAUUA